AUGCAAGCAUGCCUUUCUUGCGAAGUUUUUCCCACGUCAAGAACUGCUCAGCUAAGGAACAACAUUGCGAGUUUCACUCAACAAACCGGUGAAACAUUCUCAGAGGCAUAUGAGCGAUUCAAGGGAUAUCAAAUGAAGUGUCCUCAUCACGGCUUCUCCAAAGAGAACUUACUAAGCACGUUGUACAGAGGAAUCUCCCCUAAGUACAAGAUGCAUUUGGAUUCAGCUAGUAAGGGUCAUUUUAUGGGAAUGGAUGUAGAUGAUGGGCUCGCUUUGGUGGAGAAUGUUGCUCUUAGUGAUGGAAACUAUCCAGAGGAGUAUGAUCGAAGUGAUAGAGGAGAUAGCUCAGUCAAUGAUGAAAGCACAAGAAGGAGAUCAAAGACAUUGAAUGACAAGCUUGACAAGAUCUUGACUGGCCAACAAAAGCAAGUUCACUUUGUUUGUGAGGAUGAUGUGAACCAAGAGGGGGAGGACCAACAAACUGAGGAAGUGUGCUAUAUGAGUAAUCAGGGAGGUUACUACAAGGGUUACAACACAAACAACAACACGAACCUCUCUUACCGCAGCACCAAUGUGGAGAAUCCACAAGACCAGGUCUACCCACCUCAACAAAACCAAAAUCAAGGGGGCCAACAAACUGUUUACUUCAAGCGUGGUUACCCACCAAAGGUUUUUGGAAUCAGAACCAAGGCUCAACUCAAGCUCAAGCAGGGAGCAACUCAAGUCAAGACUGAUAUGAAGACCAUGCUUCAACAAUUAAUCAAAGGGCCAAACAAGUGGUGCUACUGA
This is a messenger RNA of Microthlaspi erraticum, 789 nucleotides long. The record is from the annotation of a GenBank genome assembly. Lineage: Eukaryota; Viridiplantae; Streptophyta; Magnoliopsida; Brassicales; Brassicaceae.